Messenger RNA from Schistocerca gregaria, 1621 nucleotides. RefSeq lists its product as uncharacterized. Lineage: Eukaryota; Metazoa; Arthropoda; Insecta; Orthoptera; Acrididae. Gene Ontology annotation, biological process: sensory perception of smell; detection of chemical stimulus involved in sensory perception of smell. Gene Ontology annotation, cellular component: plasma membrane. The record is from RefSeq and is a predicted model, not a curated record. Gene Ontology annotation, molecular function: odorant binding; olfactory receptor activity.
AUGGGGUAUCCUUCUGUCCAGGGGGUUGGCUCAGUCUUAGGUGCAGCGUGGGUGAAGAUCUUCCGGCUGCUGGCUACGGGGAAGGACGAGGACGAGCUGUCGUGGCCGCUGUCUUCGGUGUUGUGGGAGCUGCGACUUUUGAGGCUGUGGCUGCCGCCGCCGGGCCGCCGACUGCGCCACCGGCUUCUGCUCGCCUUCGCCAUGGUCUCGCACGUCGCACUCCUCUUCAUGGUCAACGGCAGCUUCAUCGUGAACACCCCUACUGAUCUCCCUCAAAUCUCUUUCGUCGCUUAUAACUGCCUGACCGACAUCGGGCUCACUUCCAAGGCAAUGUUCUCGUUUUCGCUGGACGGGACUCGCGUGACGGAGCUCUUGCGGCAGCUGGCGGUGUCCCGUCGGCGCUUUGCUGACCUCGCAGGGCACAGGGCCCGUAACCACGCCACCGCUGUCAAAAUGCACCGAUUUCUGCAGGUGACCUACCGAGUGAACUCAGCGUACUGGUUUGUUGCUCCCAUCAUCAGGAUCAUAACGGCUCCAAGUUCUGAAGACAGUUUACCAGUGAGGCGAGAUGUGCCUAUCCGUAUGUGGGUGCCAUUCGACACCCAACCGUCGCCGGUCUACGAGAUCCUGUACUGGCUGCAGUUCGCUUUUGGAUGGGCAGUGUCUGAGACCACGGUGUUCGUGGACGUCUCGCUGAUGCAGGUCUCUGCGGAGCUGGCGGUCCUCAGCGACAACCUCGCCGCUGGCACAUGGCCGCCCUUGCAGCUCUUACCUGCCUCAGAGUGCGACACCAGCGACUCAAAGCUCCAGUCUACCGAUAAAUCGCCAUCGUCGUUGGAACUGCCACAUCCUGCCUCUCUGCAGGGAAGAACUCCUCGUACAGACAGUUCGAAAGGCGAGACGUAUCAACAGCUGUUGGUCAACGUUCAUUACCACCAUAUCAUUAUCGGUUGCGUAGGCCUCCUGCAGAAAGUGUUAAGUCGCGCGACGUCAGUGCUUCUCAUCUGCAACACGAUCUCCAUCUGUUUCCAUGUCAUCGCUACUGCAGUGUUGUUGCAGGAGGAUGGAGAGGUAAUGGAAACCCUUAAGAUGUUGAUGGGUUCGACGCUUUACGCUUACCAAGUGGUGCUCUUUUGUCUGCUCGGCCAGAGGAUCAUCAAUCAGAGUGAGCAGUUGCCGCGAUCAGUCUUCAGUGGCGACUGGCCCGAGGCGGACGUCCGCUCCUGGCGUCUGGUCCUCUUGCUCAGCUUGGUCUCCUCGAGGGCUCUCAAGCUCAAGAUAGGUGGACUUUACAUGCUGUCCAGGGAGACCCUGUUGCAGAUCCUGAACGUUUCAUACAGUUUGCUGAACUUCAUAUAUCAAACGAAGUCAGAUCAAAGUCUCACUAAACAGGAAUAACGACGAAAUCCGUGAAAUAACGUUUAUUAUACCUUCAGCCUACUACAUAUUUUAUACAAACUAUUACUAAUUAAUAUGACACACUGAUUUCUCAGUAUUAUUUACUUAAAAAUACUUCUAAGCAUAAAAAUAUUAAACCCUGUAAAUUAUUUAGUACUAUGAAGUUUUAUCAGUGUAAUUACACACACACACACACACACACACACACACACACACACACACA